UCGGAGCGCGCUGUUCUCGGAGCUGUUCCUUCGUCCUACUUCCGCUAAGUUCGGCGAAUUGGAAUGUGCGAUGUGCUAAUGCGAGUCACGUUGCUUUUGAAAGAGACGCGCGAACGAUAAACGUUGCAAUUUUUGAAUAAUUUAUUUUUUUCACGAACUACGGACGUGUCCUGUCCUCAUUUUUCUUUUUUUUUUUAUCAUUUAGAAUAGAGCGGAUCAAUUCGCAUAAAAUGCAUCGAAUCAAGAGUGAUAUUGUUUGACGGGAUUGAGGUUUUCAUAAGUUUUGUGGUAUUGCUGGAAAAAAAUAAAACCGCACAUGAUUGCUUCGGGGAAAUCCAUCGUGAAAUGGAGAACGGGGGACGAUAACGAUCGUCGGAUGACCGGCGGAUCCUCGAUGGCUCUCGAGUAUUCGUUCAAAUUUCAGAGGAACGGGAAAAACGAAUAAAGAUGAAAGAGCGUCGCGCGUAAAAAAAUGGCACCGUUCCAUGGCAUGGCCCUUAUACUGCUUGGAAUCGGAUACCUGUUACACGCAGAACCGUCUUCCGGUCACUGGAGCCUAGCGGUGCAACGACUCGACGAGGAGAAGCCCGAUAAAGGGGAACAACGCUUGCAACGAGGGAUGAAGAGGACGUAUUUUUAUAAAGACCCGCCGCAAAAAGUGACCGCCGUUGUCGGGCAGACCGUCGUGCUGUUGUGCCGCGUUAAGAACUUGGGCAACAGAACAGUGUCUUGGAUACGAAAAAGGGACUUGCACAUCUUGACGUCGAUGUCGCUGACUUACACGAGCGACGCAAGGUUUACGAUAAUCCGAAAUGCCGGCGAGGAGGACGAGUGGAACCUGCGAAUAGAUUACGUCCAACCACGGGACGCCGGCAUUUACGAAUGUCAAGUUAACACAGAGCCAAAGAUAUAUAGAGCGGUCACUUUGAAAGUUUUGGAUGUGCAGGCGAAGAUCACCGGUCCCGAAGACAUGUACGUGAAAAGAGGUAGUACGAUCAGUUUGACCUGCAUCGUGGACGUGCAAGAUAUUCCCCCGAGCAACGUGACCUGGUACCACGCUGGUGCGGUGAUCGAUUUCGAUGGUCCAAGGGGCGGAGUUUCCCUGGAGACGGAGAAAGGUAAGAACGGGACCACCAGUAAGCUGUUGAUAACGCGGGCACAGCUCGAGGACAGCGGCAAUUAUACGUGCGUAUCGAGCAAAGUCGCCCCCGCAAGCGUGAUGGUUCACGUGUUAAACGGCGAACAUCCGGCCGCGAUGCAGCACGGUGGCACCGGGAACAUCAACAGGAGGGCCAUUCUCUUCAGCCUGAUCCUGCUGGUGGACACGAUAUUUCGGUGAACGAGUGGCUGCAAGACGUUCUGUGAUUCGCGAGCUUCGACGCGUUCACCGCGCGCGGACUGAAUUUUCUAUGAAUCGGGAAAUACACGGAGUUUCGGCGCCGAAAUAUUGUAUUACGUCGCCGAGGGACGAUUCGUUACUUCACCGCCGUUCACCGCCUCCGCCCCGCGUCGUGCCGCGAAUUCUGUUCCGAUCUCACACCUGACCUGACUGUAACACGCAUACACGUACAUUCCUGUAGAAUAAUAAUCAACUAUCUCGCGACUCUGUGUAUACACAAUGAUUAAACGAACGAAAUAUUUGUUAAUAGGUACGAAAUACAUUCUGCUAAUUGAUACGUACUCGUUUGGUUGAAUCAUUUCGUUGAUCACUGGCGCGAACGAUAUAAAUUGUGUUCCCCUGAUAACUGUACUUUUUUAUGCAUCAACACUCACACGGUAUCGUUCAAAUAAAUCACGAUAAAAUUUCACCCGA
Molecule: messenger RNA, 1813 nt
Organism: Ceratina calcarata
Lineage: Eukaryota; Metazoa; Arthropoda; Insecta; Hymenoptera; Apidae
Product: zwei Ig domain protein zig-8
Exons: 6
Coding region: 473-1339 (288 amino acids)
Biological process (GO): synapse organization
Cellular component (GO): neuron projection membrane
Source: RefSeq, a predicted model, not a curated record